Cryptococcus amylolentus CBS 6039 is the source of this 588-nucleotide messenger RNA. RefSeq lists its product as hypothetical. Bases 1 to 588 code for a protein of 195 amino acids. NCBI's taxonomy places the organism in Eukaryota, Fungi, Basidiomycota, Tremellomycetes, Tremellales, Cryptococcaceae. The record is from RefSeq and is a predicted model, not a curated record. The transcript is spliced from 3 exons.
AUGCCAUCCAAACAGAGACAAUCUGAAGGCGGUCCGGUUUAUGUCAACCGCUUCCGGGAGCAAGAUAGCGCAACAGUCAGCUGGGUCAGCAAUAUCGCUUCAUAUUAUGAUCGGCCAGAGGAGGAGCCACCCGUUCUCAGCAAGUUCUGGCGACAGCUUAAGGUUCAAUCGGAGGCGGAAGGAGAGCUGCCAAUUUGCUUUGUUAUAGAGCCCGAGGACGCCAAUCUUGAAACGGUCAGGGAAACACUAUGCGAAGUGUGGGACAAAUCUCCAUCGGACCUCACCCUGUCUCUGCUGGCAUCAUACCGCUCCGACACCGACAAUGGCAAAUGGGUACCUACCUAUCAUGAUACCACAAUACCGCAAGGAGAGUCUGUCGAUAUUUGUCCUGGUGAUUGCUUCUGCGUCGGCCAACAAGGAUCAUGCGCCAAUAGCAGCGUCCCAUCAGAGCUUGCUCCGUGGAUCGUGAGGGAGAUCGCAGCCACGACGAUGCAAAGUCAUACUUUGCCGGAUCCACUUGAGGUCGAAGAUCUACAGGAUGUUGUUCAAUCUCUCGUAACUAAUUGGCGUAAUGGUACUCAAGGAUGA